CUUCCCUAUUCUAUAUGAAUACCUCUCAUAUAAAUAAGCUCUAUCCACUUUAAAGUAUUGAAUAAUUUUUCUCCUCAUGACUUCUGCCUGACCUCCCACUAUAGCCUUCAGCAAAUUUCUAAUUUUAUGUUCUCAUUUACAACAGAAGCAUGUAAUCAGCUUUUCACAUGGAUGCACCAACUGGUCAAUGACUGCGAAACAAUGGUGUCAUAAACUGGUCCAAGGUGAAUUUUUCUUUGCAUCAUUUUUGAAGAUUUUGUGUGUUUACUCUAGUAGCAUUUAGCUUUUCCUUGGAAAUCAUGCAAAACCAAAGCUUUGUAACUGAGUUCAUCCUCUUGGGGCUUUCACAGAAUCCAAACGUUCAGAAAAUACUAUUUAUUAUAUUUUUGUUCAGCUACAUGGCAACUCUUGGGGGCAACUUGCUAAUUGUGGUGACCAUCAGCAGCAGCCCAGCACUCCUGGGCUCCCCCAUGUACUUCUUCUUGGCUUUCUUGUCCUUCCUGGAUGCCUGCUACUCCACUGCCAAUGCACCGAAGAUGAUUGUGGACUCUCUCUCUGAGAGGAAGACCAUCUCCUUUGAGGGCUGCAUGACCCAGUUAUUUGCUGGACAUUUCUUUGGUGGUGUGGAGGUGAUUGUCCUCACAGUCAUGGCCUAUGACCGCUAUGUGGCCAUCUGCAAGCCCUUGCAUUACUCUUCUAUCAUGAACAGGAGACUCUGUGGCAUUCUGAUGGGGGUGGCCUGGACAGGGGGCUUCUUGCAUUCCAUAAUACAAAUUCUCUUUGCUUUACAGUUGCCCUUCUGUGGCCCCAAUGUCAUUGAUCAUUUCAUAUGUGACUUGUACCCUUUACUAGAGCUGGCCUGCACUGACACUCAUGUGUUUGGCCUUUUGGUGGUGGCCAACAGUGGGUUUAUGUGCAUCCUAAUCUUCUCCUUGUUGCUUGUCUCCUAUGGUAUCAUCCUGUGCUCUCUGAGAACCCACAGUACUGAAGGGCGGUUGAAGGCUCUCUCUACUUGUGGAUCUCACAUUACUGUUGUGGUUUUGUUCUUUGUCCCUUGCAUAUUCACGUAUGCCCGACCUCCAUCCACUUUCUCCUUUGACAAAAUGGUGACAAUAGUUUACACCAUCCUACCCCCCUUGCUCAAUCCUUUGAUUUACACCAUCAGGAAUAAGGAAGUGAAAAAUGCCAUGAGGAAUGUGUGGAACAGGGUAAUGGUAGUUUCUACUGAAAGGUGA
This is a messenger RNA of Phyllostomus discolor (pale spear-nosed bat), 1235 nucleotides long. RefSeq names its product olfactory receptor 4C15-like. The coding region runs from base 300 to 1235 and encodes 311 amino acids. Gene Ontology annotation, cellular component: membrane. Gene Ontology annotation, molecular function: olfactory receptor activity; G protein-coupled receptor activity. The record is from RefSeq and is a predicted model, not a curated record. The transcript has a single exon. NCBI's taxonomy places the organism in Eukaryota, Metazoa, Chordata, Mammalia, Chiroptera, Phyllostomidae. Gene Ontology annotation, biological process: G protein-coupled receptor signaling pathway.